GAAAGUGAAAGGGAAUCAGUCUGAAAGCCAUCUUCUAAAAUCUUCCGCUUGCGAACUUUAAUUACCUUGGGAGGAGUGUAAAUACAUUCCUGUUAAAUACCAAGGGUUUUUUAAAGAGUAAUCAGUGACUAAAACCUGAGAGUUUUCAAUUUUCCCAUCACCACAUCCAAGAAGAAGAAAGGAGAAGCAUGGAACGACCAGAUAAUAUUGCUCGUGACUCCAUCAGUCUCCUGUCUGAAGAGCAGCUGCUGUGUUCGAUCUGUCUGGAUGUGUUCACUGAUCCAGUCACCACUCCAUGUGGACACAACUUCUGCAAAAGCUGCCUUACACAGUGCUGGGAAAAGAAUCAACACUGUUACUGUCCAUUAUGUAAAGAGAAAUUCACUAAGAAACCUGAACUGAAGAUUAAUACAACACUGAGAGAGGUUGCAGAUCACUUCAAGAAGAAAAGUGUUCCAGACAAACCUGAGGUUCUUUGUGAUGUCUGUACUGGAGAGAAGGUGAAGGCCGUAAAAUCCUGUCUGGAUUGUGGACUGACUUUCUGUAAAUCUGAUUUAGAACCUCAUAAUCAUGUUCUAAAACUUACUAAACACAAACUAAUAAAUCCUGUGGAGAACCUGGAGGACUACAUAUGUCAGAAACAUGAGAGACCUCUGGAGCUGUUCUGUAGAGAUGAUCAGACAUGUGUGUGUCAGUUCUGCACUGAAGGAGACCACAAGAAUCACAACACUGUUCCUAUAGAGGAGGAGAGCAGAGAGAGGAAGACUCAGCUGGGGAAAACACAGAAAGAUGUGCAGCAGAUGAUACAUGACCGACUUAAGAAGAUACAAGAGAUCAAGCACUCAGUGGAGCUCAAUAAAAGAAACACAGAGAAAAAGAAAGCAGACAGUGUUGAAGUCUUCACAGCUCUGAUUCGAUCCAUUGAGAAAAGUCAGGCUGAGCUGCUGAAGCUGAUGGAGGAGAAGCAGAAAGCAGCAGAGAUGCAGACUGAAGAACUCAUUAAAGAGCUGGAGCAGGAAGUCACUGUGCUACAGAGGAGAGACACUGAGCUGGAGAAGCUCUCACACACUGAGGAUCAUCUCCACCUCCUACAGGUUUACUCGUCCAUGUGCAGCCUUCCACACACCAAGAACUGGACUGAGAUCAGUAUUAACACUGAUCUGAGUGGGGACACUGUGAGGACAUCUCUGUCUCAGCUUCAGCAGAGUCUGAAUGAGAAACUCACUAAAACAAUCAAUGACAAGUUAAAGGAAGCAGUUUCCACAGAACUGAAGAGGAUUCAGCAGUAUGCAGUGAAUGUGACUCUGGAUCCUGAUACUGCAAAUCCAUAUCUCGUCCUGUCUGCUGAUUUAAAACAAGUGACAGAUGGAGACAAAAAACAAGAUCUUCCUGAUACACAAUUGAGAUUUAAUAAAUGUGUAAAUGUUUUGGGAAAGGAGGGUUUCUCCUCAGGUAAAUUUUAUUAUGAGGUGCAGGUCAAAGGGAAAACUAAGUGGGACCUUGGAGUGGCCAAAGAGUCAAUUUACAGGAAAGGGUCGAUUACACUGACUCCUCAGAACGGAGUGUGGACAGUGGUACUGAGGAAUAAUAAUCAGUAUAAAGCUUGUGCUGAUCCCGAUGUCCUCCUCACACUUAAAGAGAAGGUGGAAAAGGUGGGGGUGUUUGUUGAUUAUGAGGAGGGUCUGAUCUCCUUUUAUGAUGUGGAAGCCAAUUCUCAUAUGUACUCUUUCACUGCUCAGACUUUUACUGGGAAACUCUAUCCAUUCUUCUGUCCUGGUUUCAAUGAAGGAGGUAUAAACUCAGCACCACUAAUUAUUUCUCCUGUUAUUGGGAAUUAAUAAAUGAACACAUUUACAUGAAUAAAAAUGGAAUGUUUCCUGGCAUGACAAAGCUUUCAUGUAAUGAGAUAUUAACCAUCUGUACAUACUUAAUAUUUAACACAGUCUCUCAGCAUAUAGUGAUAUAUUCAUGAACUUUAAUCUAAUGAGUCGUGUGCAUGGACACGAAUUUUCCUCUUUUUCUGUGUCACUCAGCAGGACUGCAUCCGUCUGGCUUCAUCUCCAUAGCAACAGAGGCAGAGGGUAAAUGCCAAAUGUAAUUUUUUUGCAUUUUAUUCAUAGAAUAACGCAGAACAUAUAUACGGUUAGGGUUAGGUGAGGGUAAGGAUAAGGGUUAUACUGUAAUACAUGUGUGUGUGUGUGUCUCUAAUUAACACAUUCUCCUUAACUAACCGUGAGAAUAUAUUUACUGUAUUUUUACUGGAAGGAACCACUGAUGAUAGCUUAUUAUAGCAAUUAGUUUACGGAAUAUAAAACAAUAAAACAAGGAUAAAAUCACCUGCUUAUAUGUAAAAAAAUAGUGCUUGAAAAAAAAAUCAAUAACAAAUGAAAAAAAAAAACCAACAAUACUUUCUAUACAUAACAUAGAUACAACUUCAAAUACAUUACAUAUAAAGUCGUGCUCAGUGACAGAAAAAAAAGAGGGAAAUUCGUGUCUAUGAACACAAAUCAAUAGAUUACAUUUCGUGACUAUAUCACGAAAUGCAGUGAGACUGUGCUGUAAUAUUAGAAAAUCACAUUGCAACAGCAGAUUAAUCUAGAUUUCACUUUUUAAGAAUAAAUAACAGUUAAUAUGUUGUUUCACAUAAGAUUCAGACUCAUGGAUAAUAGCACAUGUGCAUAGCCUGAGCUGGCACUGCAUUCUUUGUAUCUGUCAUUUAUGGUUAUUGUUUGUAAUGCUUCAUGUUAAGAUUGCGGUUCUUGUUUUCUCAUCUAGUCUUCAGUCUGCAUCAUAGUCAGUCUGUGUCUAGUCUUCAGUCUUGUGUACAGUCCUUGUUAGUUUUGAGUAUUUCUGUGUUGCAUGUUAAUUUGUAGUGUUUGUUGUUAUGGUGUUUGAUGUAGCAACUUGGUCCUUGGAUGAAGUGUCUCGUUUCAUUUUGUUCUGUAUUGCAUAUGGUUGGAAUGACAAUAAAAGCCUUCUUCUCUGGUUUUGUUUGACCAAUA
Molecule: messenger RNA, 3002 nt
Organism: Silurus meridionalis
Lineage: Eukaryota; Metazoa; Chordata; Actinopteri; Siluriformes; Siluridae
Product: zinc-binding protein A33-like
Exons: 8
Coding region: 189-1838 (549 amino acids)
Biological process (GO): protein ubiquitination
Molecular function (GO): zinc ion binding; protein binding; ubiquitin-protein transferase activity
Source: RefSeq, a predicted model, not a curated record